AUGAACACUUCUGGGCUUUGUGUUUACUGAGACAGGUUAUGAUUCAGAUAGCUUGUAGUCACAUUGUUAGAAGGAUGAAUAUGAGGAACCAGGAACUGUCUAAAACUUCAUGAGCAAGUUCCUCACAGGUAGAAAUUAGCAUGAUCAGAAACAUGCUUGAAUCCAAAUGCUUUAGUGUGCAGAAAUAUAUAAUGCAAAGUUUGUCCUGCAGAGCAGGCUUACUUGAUCGCAUUAUAUUUUUAUGAAUUCUUCAGGUGGGUUGUGAAGGGAUCAAGCUUAGGCAGUUAAUCAAGUCAAAAUUCUUCAGCCUCUUGCUCUUGAGGUUCUUUUUUUGGACCCUCUCUGGAUGCCAUAGGGUAAGUUUUGGCAAUACCCAUGAAAGAAAACAGUACCCAGAAAGCUGCAAGUUGAUCAACAUAAAAGUGGAUUCCCCUCUUCAUGCUUGUAUAUCAUCUGAGCCAUGGAAAAUCGCUAGUCCUCUUCUGAUGAAGCCAGGUGAGUCUUCUUAUCUUUGUUCAGGUUCUGGCAAUUUUUCUACUGGUUUGAUAUGAUGGUCUGUUGAACUUGUGCAUAUCAAUAUAUGAAAAUUUGGCUCAGAUAUUUGUUGGGAAAAGAUAAAGGAGAACCCUGUUCAUUACUCGCCCGCAUAAACCAUAGAAAUCCAUGGAUGUAAUAGAGAGGAAAUAGCAGAUCUGCUUUUCUGUAUGUUUAUAUGAAUAUGGUUUUAUGGAGCUGUCCUGCUUAUUGUCAACCACUACUACUAAUAUCUUUCUGCCAUGCAGGUGAAGCAGAAACUUUCACUACAGGAAGAUAUUAGUGAAGAGUAAAAGUUUGUAGUCAACCAACAGAGCAGCAACCGACACCCCUGCACCUUGGAUUCUUGUUCCAUUGUAUGGCUAUUUUCAAUCACAACAUUGAAUCAUCGUUCGCCUUCAGCUCCGUUUGUACUGCUUUUUGCUAAUAAGUCAUAGCUAAUGUUAGAGCUUCCUUUUUUGGUGAAUUUGGUACAAACACUUGUGGGCUUCAACUGUCACUGAGACCAGUAGUGAUUCAGAGAGCUCGUAGUUAGAUAAGUUAUCAAUACAAUGUUAACUUUCUCAUAAUAAACCACCCUAGAAGCAUGAAAUUCUGGAACAAAUGCUGUGUAUAGGUAAACUUAGCUUGAUCAAAAAACAUGCUUGAAUCCAACUGCUGAUUGUGCUUGUCUUACCAUUUGCCUUUCUCUGCAUAAAUACAAAACAAAGGUUAUCCUACUGAGCAGCCAUGCUUGACUGUACUAUAUUUUUAAAGAACCUUUCCAGGUUGGUUGGGAUGGUCGAAUUCCAAAUCAUUUGGGCAGGUUUGAGCUUGUUCCCUAACCUAUUUGAGUGACUUAAAUAGUCCAAACAACAUUUAUUCAACAUCAGGUCCACCAACCUCAUCUUUUAUCAAGAAAACUAGUGACCUUAAGUUAAAAAUCCUGAACCCUCUGCUGUUUUUUUGUCUUCAAAGAACAUUAGAUGAUUGAUGUUAGGUUCAGCCCUCAUCAACUUCUGGCCUCUUGCUCUCUACAUUCUGUAGAGUGAAUUCCAAAAGAAGGUCCAACAGAGACCAUUCCAAAUAGAAGAACUCACCAUAUUCCGAAACCAUGCUGAACUUACACAAGCAUGAAAAUAGAAGAUAAGGAUCAAAUUGUUGGCGUGACCAAAUACAUGGAGAUCCACCAGAUGGUAGGUAAUCAGUCGUUGUCAAACUGAUGUGGCAUGGUGACGAGGAUGAACCAAGUUAACCAACUCACCAACCCAAUUGCCUAUUCAAGGCCAAGUUAUUACAGGACAGAUUCAUGGUAGAAAAUACGGAAGUCGCCGCCUGAUCUUUGUCUUGGAGGUUGACCACGCUUGAGUUCUGCCCAAACACGGCAAGACAAAUUACUGGCUGUUCAAAUCAAAAAAUGGAUUCCUUCCUUCUAUUUUUAUUCCAUUACCAUAAUCAUUUGGGAGAAAAGGGAUGAAAUGCUCAUUCUCACUCCUCAUUCCCAGGGAAUAAAAUAUUAUAUCAACACAGACAAUAAAUCAUUGUUGGUAUCAUCUGAUCGAUACUAUCCAGCAUUUCCUUUUCCUUUCCAUUCAUAGCUGAGUUUUCAGUGAUCUUUCCCUAGCCAUGGAAAACUGCAACUCCCCUUCAGAUCAGAAGUCAGAUGCAGUGACUGGAGCAGAGGUUGAGAGAGACACUGAGUUUAGGGUUCAUGUGUUCUCAUCAUCAUCUGAGUUGGUUGAAAAGCUGCAUGAGAAGUGGGACUCUGGGAAGGAGAAGCCAUAUCCAGCAAUGUAUUCCAGCGUUUUCGGUGGAAUUAUUCUUGAUCCAGCCAUGAUGGUGAUCCCAAUAGAUGACCAUAUGGUCCACAGAGGGCAUGGUGUGUUUGAUACAUCUAUAAUUCUCAAUGGAUACUUAUAUGAGCUGGAUGCCCAUCUUGAUCGGUUCCUCAGAUCAGCAGCAAAGGCAAAGAUUUCCUCCCCAUUUCCUCGGUCAACGCUUCGCAGCAUUCUUGUUCAACUGACAGCAGCAUCGCGAUGCACAGAAGGAACUCUAAGAUUCUGGUUGACUUCAGGUCCUGGGAAUUUCCUUCUCUCACCCUCAGGAUGCCCAACAUCUGCAUUCUAUGCUGUAGUCAUAAAGGAUAAGAUUUAUCAGCACAGAGAAGGGGUUAAAGUGAUAACAUCCACCAUCCCCAUGAAGUCACCUCUAUUUGCCACUACGAAAAAUGUAAACUACCUCCCAAAUGUCCUUUCUGUAAUGGAAGCUGAAGAGAAGGGAGCAUUUGCUUCCAUCUGGGUUGAUGAGGAAGGCUACAUUGCAGAAGGUCCAAAUGUGAAUGUGGCUUUCAUAACUCAUGACAAGGAGCUUAUCUUGCCAUUUUUUGACAAGAUCCUCAGUGGGUGCACUGCGAAGAGGCUUCUGGAACUGGCCCCCAAGUUGGUUGAGCAGGGACGACUGAAAGAUGUACGAACCGCCAAUGUUACAGUGGAGGAAGCUAAAGGUUCAGCUGAAAUGAUGUAUGUAGGAAGUACUCUUCCUCUGCUGCCAAUAGUCAUGUGGGAUGAAAAGCCCAUUGGAGAUGGACUGGUAGGUGAGUUAACGAUGGCGCUCUCGGAUCUCCUUUGGGAUGAUAUGGUAGCAGGCCCUAAAACACACAGGCUGCUGGUCACCUAUGCGUAGGAAACCAGUAAAUCAAAUCAGAAGAGGCCAGAGAAAUGCAUUUCUUAGCCUGCUUCUCAUCUUGAUGUGUGUUCUUGUUGAGCACAAUCAGUAUCAGCAAAGGCAUGCUCUAUGUUCAUGUCCCUUCUCUGUUUUAUCACCUUUGGGAAAAGAGUAUAGAAUAAAACAAUAAAAAGAAAGCUGAUCAUUAAA
Molecule: messenger RNA, 3387 nt
Organism: Vitis vinifera (wine grape)
Lineage: Eukaryota; Viridiplantae; Streptophyta; Magnoliopsida; Vitales; Vitaceae
Product: D-amino-acid transaminase, chloroplastic
Exons: 7
Coding region: 2140-3195 (351 amino acids)
Biological process (GO): carboxylic acid metabolic process
Molecular function (GO): catalytic activity
Source: RefSeq, a predicted model, not a curated record